AUGUCUCGUUCCAGUAUCACCAUUCGCCUCACCAAGGACUCUGACUCCAAAGGAACAGCCAGAUCUAUACCCUACCAUGAACAAAACUAUCAGGAGCUGAAACGUCAGUGCCUCCAACAGCAACGUCUCUUCCUUGACCCCGAAUUCAAACCUUGUGCAGAGUCGCUUGGGUACAAAGAACUAGGACCCGGCUCCGUGAAUAUCCAAGGGGUGGUAUGGAAGAGGCCAAAGGACAUCUGCAAACAUGGAACGCCACAUUUUAUUUGUAAAGGAAUGAAUCGGACCGAUGUCUGCCAGGGGCAACUGGGUGACUGCUGGUUCUUGGCAGCAGCCGCCUCCCUUACCCUGUACCCAGAACUCCUUUAUCGGGUGGUUCCACAAGAUCAACAUUUCGGAGGCACUGAAUAUGCUGGCAUCUUCCAUUUCCAGUUCUGGCAGUAUGGGCAAUGGGUGGAUGUGGUGGUGGAUGACCUCCUGCCCACCAUAAAUAACGAGCUGCUUUUUGUGCGCUCCCCUGAACAUGAUGAGUUCUGGAUGCCUUUGUUGGAAAAAGCCUAUGCCAAACUGAAUGGCUCCUAUGAAGCUAUGAAUGGUGGCUACAUGAAUGAGGCCUUUGUGGACUUCACUGGUGGAAUUGGGGAGACUCUGUCCCUAAAAAUACCUAACACCAAGCUCUUCAAGACCAUUCGAGCAGCCCUGAGUAGGAACUCUUUGAUGGGCGCGCACAUUGAGGUUAAGCGGCCUGAGGACAUUGAAAAACCAACCCCGGAAGGGCUGGUGAAGGGACAUGCCUACUCCAUCACUGGAAUUCACAAGAUUGAUUUCGGGGAGAAGGUGGUGAGGCUACUGAGGCUGCGAAACCCCUGGGGCUACCAGGAAUGGACCGGCCGCUGGAGUGACAAAUCACCACUGUGGUCCUCUUUGGACCCCGAACUCCUGAAGAAGCUUCACGUGUGUGAUCGGAAAGAUGGAGAAUUUUGGAUGCAAUUGGUUGAUUUUAUACGUCAUUUCGAUGUCUUGGAGAUCUGCCACUUUAGUGGUGACCACACACAAGAGGGAUCCCACUGUUGCUGGAACGUCAACUGCUUCCAAGGCUGUUGGAUCAAAGGCUACACCGCUGGUGGAUGCCAGACUUUCCAACCAUGGGACACUUUUUGGAUGAACCCUCAAUUUCAUGUUUCACUGCUGGAGCCAGAUGAGAAAGAGGUGAAGAAGCAAGAGAAGAGAGGAGAACAAUAUCCGAACCCCACUUGCACCCUCCUUGUUUCUUUGAUGCAGAGAGAACGGCGCAGGAGCAGGAGGAGUGGAAAGGACUUCCUUCUCAUCUGCUUUCAGAUCUUCAGGGUGGAAAGAGAGUACCUCCAGCUGAAGAGCACAGCUCAAAGGAAGGCAUUGAUCCCCACUCUCCAGCCUGUCUGCCCUCCUUGCAGCGGUUAUUCAAGAGACAUCACGAGAUACCUCCAGUUACCCCCUGGAGAUUAUCUGAUCAUCCCCAACACCCAGUCUCCUUUGGAAGAGGCAAACUUCACCCUCCGCAUUUUCACAGAGAAGAAACAUCAGUUCUUGGAAAUUGAUGGAGAAAUCAGUGCAGAUGGCACGGCAUUGCAGACAAUGACACCUUCCAAGACUGGAUUAGACAAAGCACUUGAGGAAACCUUCCUGAAGUAUGCAGGACAGGACCAAGAAGUGGAUGCCAAUCAAUUCCAAAGCAUUUUGAAUCAGACUAUGACUGCUUUGACAUUCUUGAAGACGGAUGGCUUUUCUAGAGAGGAGUGUGAGAAAAUCAUCCAGCAUUUCAGUACCUGGAAAACAAACAAGUUGACUCUAGAGGAUUUUCAGCAGUUUUCCUGUAGGAUGCAAGAAUGGCAGCAUAUAUUCCUGGCUUACGAUGUGGACAGGUCUGGCAGCAUGAACACCCAUGAAAUCCAGCUGGCAUUGGAUGCUGCAGGAUUCCACUUAAAUAAUCGGACAACAGAGGCCCUUGUGAAAAAAUAUGGCAACCCCUGGCUCCAGAUAGACUUCGACAGCUUUGUUUCCCUGAUGGUGCACCUCGAAAGUGUUUUCAGUAAGGCCAGAAAGAUCACACCCUGGUUGUUCUCAUGCUUGUGUCCUUUCCUUCCAUACACUUAA
This is a messenger RNA of Anolis carolinensis (green anole), 2130 nucleotides long. RefSeq names its product calpain-12. Gene Ontology annotation, biological process: proteolysis. The coding region runs from base 1 to 2130 and encodes 709 amino acids. The transcript has 19 exons. Gene Ontology annotation, molecular function: calcium ion binding; calcium-dependent cysteine-type endopeptidase activity. NCBI's taxonomy places the organism in Eukaryota, Metazoa, Chordata, Lepidosauria, Squamata, Anolidae. The record is from RefSeq and is a predicted model, not a curated record. Gene Ontology annotation, cellular component: cytoplasm.